Leptosia nina is the source of this 1251-nucleotide messenger RNA. The record is from the annotation of a GenBank genome assembly. Lineage: Eukaryota; Metazoa; Arthropoda; Insecta; Lepidoptera; Pieridae.
AUGGACGACGAUGAUUAUUGGAAUACAAGUGAAACGAAACAAAAAGCGUUUAGUUUCGAUGACGAUGUUCUGUCGCCUCAAGAAAUACUCGCAAUUAGUCAGAAACCCUAUUCUGGACAGACCGAAGAUACACCAUUCAGUUCUACAAUCGUUAAUAGCUCAAAGCGCAACUUAAUACCUUUAAAUAGUCUUAUAUCACCAAAAGUCCUAGAUUUGAUUGUAUUAGCUCAGUCUGGUAAGGACCUAAAAGAAAAAAUACCAGUCCAAUUAGAUACCACAACAGCCACAUUAAAGAGGUUAAUAUUGGGCCGUUCCUGCUUUAUUCACAUACAUAGAAGCUUAAAGCGUAAGACUGAAUUGCUUGAUGGAGCUCUUGCUAUUGGAGAUGGCAACGCUAUUCUAGCUGUAGUAUUAUUCCUCAUACAGACGUUAAACAAGAAAUUAGUGCAUGAACUCUUGUCUUCAAGGACUGUAGCACUGAAUCAUUAUAUAAGCUAUUUGCAAAGCGAAAGAAAAAUCACAGAACUUACAGAUUUACUUACAAUGCUAGGCCGGAGCCCUGAAGCAGCAAUGUACCAGUACCAACAUAUAGUAAAAACUCAAGGGAACAGCGUGGACGGCCUACAAAGGAAGCUGAAUAACCUGUUAUCCAAUAAUUUCAAUCAACCAGGAAUAGAUUCUCACAGUACUAAGAUGCUAUCAGAUUAUAUAAAAUUGUUAGAAUGGCAGACAUGUGCGAACAAGACCGAAUUGAACAAUAGGUCAGCGCUGGACUGUUUGGCAUACACUUGCAGAUCGCAUUGGCACGAAGGGGCGGGUAAAACGAUGUCCCCGUUGACAUUAUGUCAGAGGCAACAGAUCACUCCGCUGCAGUAUGAUUGGGUCGUGUUGAAUGUCCACGCGAAUUCCGGAAAAUGGGACGUCGUUGAAUCUUUAUUCACUACAAAGGACUGGCUGGGUCGAACCAUUGCGUCAUUUCACAUUCCGAUAGAGGCGCUGCUGUCGAAGUUAUCUGAAUUACAAGCACCUAAGUAUUUGAUGACGAACUUCAUCAAUAAGAUACAGAACAGCGAUAAAAGACUGAAAUUGGCGCACAAGUAUAAGAUACACAGUGUGGUCAUAGAAUCCCAUAUGAAACAAAAAGAUCGCUCUGCCCUCACAAAUUACAAAAUGACGCUCAGUCCACAAUCAGAAGAGUACAUCCUCGCUGAGAAUACAUUGCGAGACCCGUCAAUAAAGUGGAGGAAUUGA